CCGCACCCCCUCUCUGUCUCUCGCAUCUAGUCUAGACGUUGUACUGCAGCGGCAGCGCACCACAUCUGACCCUACCAACAUGGCAUCCGCGGGGACGACGGCGGUGGUGCCCGAGGUGGCCCUGCGGUCGGGCAACGCGAGGACGGCGAUGCCGAUGGUCGGCAUGGGCACGGCGUCGUUCCCUCUGGUGCACGAGGCCGUCAAGGACGGCGUGCUCUCCGCCAUCGAGGUGGGGUUCCGCCACUUCGACACGGCCUCCAUGUACGGCACCGAGAAGCCGCUGGGCGACGCCGUGGCCGAGGCGCUCCGGCGCGGGACCCUGCGGUCCCGGGAGGAUCUGUUCGUGACGUCCAAGCUGUGGUGCUCGCAGAACCACCCGGACCUCGUGCUGCCGUCCCUCCGGGAAACACUCAAGAACCUGCAGAUGGAGUACGUGGAUCUGUACCUGAUCCACUGGCCGGUGUGCCUGAAACCGGGGCCGCCCGAGCUCCCGACCAGGAAGGAGAACGCCGUGCCGCUGGACCUCGCGGGCGUGUGGCGCGCCAUGGAGGAGUGCCAGCGGCUGGGCCUCGCCAAGGCGAUCGGCGUGAGCAACUUCACCACCAGGCACCUCGACGGGGUCCUGGCCGUCGCCACGGUCCCGCCCGCGGUGAACCAGGUGGAGCUGAACCCGGCGUGGCAGCAGCGGACGCUCAGGGCGUACUGCGCCGACAGGGGCAUCCACGUCGCGGCCUACUCGCCGCUGGGAGGGCAGAACUGGGACGGGCAGGGCAGCGCCGUGCUGGACUCCGAGGUGCUCGCCGCGAUAGCCAAGGCGAGGGGGAAAACCGUCGCGCAGGUGGCGUUGCGAUGGAUACAUGAGCAGGGAGUGACAUGCAUCGUCAAGAGUUACAGCAAGGAGAGGCUGAGGCAGAACCUUGGGAUAUUCGACUGGGAGCUGACCGACGAGGAGCGGCUCAAGAUCAGCCAGAUCCCGCAGAGGAAGGUUGUCCAGACUAGUAGCUUGUUCUCGCAAGAGGGUGAGUUCACGGCUGUUGAUCCAGCGGAACUUAAUAUUUUAGAGGAAUAGGGGGAAAAUGACCCGCCACACAUACACUGCAUCAGUGUUGCUGCAUACAAAAGUGUAUUUCGUAGACCAUUUGAAUAAGGCUGUUGGAAACGGUGACAUCUAGUGCUGUUUGGUUUCGUUGCCGGGACGGUAACAUCAACAGUUAAUGCUGCAAUCCAUUAACGGAACGGAGGGGAAUGGAUAGCGCUCGUUUAUGAGUGGUUUCAUU
Molecule: messenger RNA, 1277 nt
Organism: Zea mays
Lineage: Eukaryota; Viridiplantae; Streptophyta; Magnoliopsida; Poales; Poaceae
Exons: 3
Coding region: 80-1069 (329 amino acids)
Molecular function (GO): oxidoreductase activity, acting on the CH-OH group of donors, NAD or NADP as acceptor
Source: RefSeq, marked validated